Wasmannia auropunctata (little fire ant) is the source of this 1341-nucleotide messenger RNA. RefSeq names its product transmembrane protein 231-like. The transcript has 3 exons. Gene Ontology annotation, cellular component: ciliary transition zone; ciliary membrane. Gene Ontology annotation, biological process: regulation of protein localization; cilium assembly. NCBI's taxonomy places the organism in Eukaryota, Metazoa, Arthropoda, Insecta, Hymenoptera, Formicidae. The coding region runs from base 200 to 1246 and encodes 348 amino acids. The record is from RefSeq and is a predicted model, not a curated record.
GAGGAGCGACGACUCGCAGAUGCCGAGAAAUCCGAGAAUGGAAUGUGACGUAUCGAUAAAUAAAAUAGAGGCGAAUCGCGGCUCGUUGCCAAAUUUUUUGGCGUUCGCGCGCACGAGGCAAUAUGUGAAGCCACUCCCGAAUAAACUUGGCGCUUUCCGCGGAAGCUCGUAACGCGCACGUAUUUCAAAAGGUUUGAAAAUGUCCGAUGACUCCGCGCCGGACUCCAGCACCGUCGACAACGAGGAGGAGGAAGAACGGAGGGUUCGCCGUGGCAAAUCGGGCGGAGCGGCGAGACGGCUGAAGGCGCUGUUCUGUUGUCUAAAGAGCCAGCCGUACGCGGCGGAAGGGACCGUCGAGUGCGAUCCCGACGAGUGCGACUACGUUGUCGAGAAGCUCGUCGUGAGACGCGUGCCGCUCGCGCUCUUCGCGAUCCCGGCCGAUCUCGCGGAUAACGCCUCGCGAUCGACGUCCUCGUCCGCGCUCGACGGGAACGCUCGUGCUAGUGUCGCGAACGCCACGCGAGAAGCAUCGACGAGAAUUACGACGAACGAGGCCCUACGUUUCGGAGAUGAACGUCGAGACUCGGUCGGCGAAAGUCUGGGUUGUCGAGCAAAGUCUUCGGUCUGGCGAGAGGGGAUUCCGAGUAAAUUCAAGUACUUAAAUUGGAAGGAAUCCGAAUAUCCGUGCAAGAAUCCUUUGAAUGUUUCACGGAGCAGACGAUUGUUCGCGGAGAAUAUCUCUGAAGCGACGUCCAGUACGAGAACCGAUGUUUCCUCCAGGACAACGUCCUCCGCGACUGUCCAGGACGAUGUUUCAACUCGGGACGGUCCUAUUCAUCGUGGAUCUUCUAAUCCUCUCUUUGGAUUUGAAAACGAAAGAAAGUCGCACGCGCAGAAAGACGAGGCAGCGCGAGACGCGUCCUCCGGGAAAGAGCGGGAUAAAUUUCUCCCUGGACGAAACCAGAAAUACAUAGUAUCACCGUUUCGAGUGCGAAGGGGCACCUUCGAUCUCGCAAAACCGAAGGAUGCGAUUAUCGACGAUCUUGGAGUGGAUGGCAAAUCGUUGUCGUAUAUCGAAGAAUCUGUCGAGGAUGAGUCUUCAGAGUCAACGGAAAAUGUGAAAAAUCGCGACUUGGGAAAGAACACAGCGGUCAGGUGGCGAAUCACCAUUAAACGCCAGCGUGCGAACGCGACUCUCGAACAUUCCGAGCCAUGUCCUUCUCUGGAAGGGAAAACGCACAGAUGAGGAUAUAUUCCCAUAUGCAACGACAGCUGCGUCCACCUGUGUCUAUACGUUUUCGCACCUGUGGACGUUGCCGCGGCGACGACCGUAAUAUCACA